AUGGCUGAUACUAUAGCAGCACUUCGCAGGGACAUCGGUCGAGAUUUGGAAGUUGUAGCUAAAAAUCUUGAAACAAAAUAUAGUAUUGGAGUACCAUGCUUCUCUGGCUCUUAUGGUGAUGUAGGGGUGCAGCUUGAAGAAUUGAGUAAAAAAGUUACGGAUAAAUUGGGGUUGGCAGAAGGUAUUAUCACUUCAAACUGCUUGACCACUCUCGGAGAGACUGAGAAGAAUCUUAAGAAAGAGUUACACGAAGUUAAAGAGUGUCGUGACUUAAUUGAUAAACUCUGUCUCAUCGAAACAAACCUGGUAAAUCUGGGAGCUGACUCUUCUAAUGUAAUGACUAACGCUAAUUUGGUUGCUGAAUGCUUGGAUUAUCUCAACGACUUGACUUCGGAUGAAAACGCAUCAGUUCUAACUGAUAAAAUCAAAAAACUAUUGAAGCAGGAAGUAAAUGACUAUGCUACUUCUUUACGAUGCAGUCUCGGUGAAGAGUUCAAAAAACUGGUAUCUUUCCCUCAAUGCAACACAAAGGGUGUUAAAAUAAUGAAUAUUAGUAAUGAGAACUCAUCUAACACAUCAGCUAAUCUAACUGCCAUGCAAAUUCUGUCUUAUCUAGAACCUAAACUAACGAAAUGGACUAACGAUAUCGUACAACACUUCUGUCGUGCUGCUAUUGAAAGUCGUGACGGUUACGAUAUCUUUGAUUGUGAUAUUAUCAAGCCUGGUGUAUGUAGUUUCAAAGUGCGUAGUAAAGCAAAAGGAACCUUGAGAGAUUUUAACGUCGAUGGAGUAAUCAAAUCCCUCACGCAGUUUUUCACAAAUUUAGCUGGAUCUCUGAAGGACAUUGAUGUUAAUGGGGAAAUGCUCACUAGAUGCAUUGGUAAAGGUAUUGAAGAGUCUCUCAUGGAUAUGAUAGUUAAAGACUUUUUAUCUGUUGCUAUACCAUUUUGCGAUCAAAAAGAUCCUAGGUUCGAUGAAGCCAUGCAGACUGUGGAGAUUUUCCGAGAAACUCUCAUAGAAUUAGGGUUCUGGAAUGACCGUGUCCCAAAGUUCCAUGUCUACGCAGAAUCCAGCGAAACUGUUUUCAUAGACCGACGCUGUCUCUCCAUUCUGACGCAAGCUAAAAAAUUAAUCACCCAACCAUACAUCGAUUUGAAAGAAGUUGGAGGAGUAGAUGAGUUUCAAGAAGAGACAAUAACUGAUUUCGUUGCUGCUUUCGGUCAACCACCACCAAGCCUGGAGAACUGCGAUCAAACCUAUCCUAAACUAAUGCAGUUGCUGAAAUGUAAAAUCAGUAAAUCAGCCGAACAAUUUGUCAUGUUGUUGGAAAGAACCUUAACGGAUGCUGUUGAAACUGACAACGAACAACUUUGUGCUCGUCUUGCGCUUACUGCUUCUAAUAUGCUUCAACUUUACUUGAUCAUUGCGCCUAAGCAUCAUUGCUCUACUAUUUCUUCUGUUCCAGAAUCUGCAGCUGUUUUCUACAACAACGCCUAUUUCAUAUGUCAUCGUAUCCUAAUGCUUCCUUUCGGAAUACUGAAAAACAUCAAAAAAGAUUCUGCAAAGUAUGAUCAUUUCCGUCCUAUUGGGAUAAAAUCUAUUUGGGGCUUGAGAGAGAUAGCUGCUGAUUCAUUGGAGCAAAUGUUAGCUCAAUGCCGCCGUCAACUAAGUACUAUUUUAGCGGAAAGAGAAGUUUUCAAUAAUUUGCAUGAUUACGAUCGUCUCAAGGAUUGUCAUAGAACUAUUGAUUCCGCUCUCAUGUUGCUGAAGUCUGUAGCUGAAGUUUGGAGAGAGGUGAUGUCGGAAGCAGUGUUUUGUAAAGCUUUAGGAAACGUAGUAGGAUUUUUCUUGAAUGAUAUUUGUGCCAUAUUCUUGGAUCUCGAAGAUAUUAGAAGUACAGAUGCUGAAACUGCAGCUUCGAUUCUUCAGAAUAUUCUUGAGCAACUAGAAAAUAUAUUCCGAAUUCGGGGAACUGUAUGCAUCACAAUGGUUUGUGAAUCACCAUACUUCAGAACGAAAGAAAUAAUUUUCUUCUUGAAUGGCUCAUUGAAGGGAGUCGCUGAUCGUUGGUGUGAUGGAAAAGGUCCAUUAGCACAAUGGCUUACUCCUAAUGAAGUGAGAUCACUCGUCAAAGCAGUUUUCAUGAACACCGAACAACGCAAAAAACUUCUCGAGUCCAUCUGUUGA
Auanema sp. JU1783 is the source of this 2187-nucleotide messenger RNA. Lineage: Eukaryota; Metazoa; Nematoda; Chromadorea; Rhabditida; Rhabditidae. The record is from the annotation of a GenBank genome assembly.